CACAGAAACCCAUGUUGUGCAUCAAAGAGUUAAAUUAUAUAAUUAUAUAGUUAUAUCGACCAUGAUUUCAUGUGUAAAAGCAACAAAAGGGUGAAACAUCCAAGGGGUAUGAAUACUUUUGCAAGGCACUGUACAUAACGAACAGUUUACUAGUGUGAAAGUACUGUAUGAAUAACUAGAAAUAAAUACAGGUAAAUAUACUUAAAUUAUUUUUAGUGGAUGAUUUAUUAUUUGAUGUCAGUCAACUGAUUCACGACGAUCCACGAAGAAGGUUUUUUUCUAAGAGCUCUAAGAAGAUUUGAGUGACGUCGGAAAAUCUUGAAUUCUGAGUUUCCAGGAGGUCAACACUCUACAGAGUCGGAUCUUCCAUCAUGUGGGACGGUGUGACACGUCUAGUUGGUAUGAUCCAAAAGACGCGCAGCAGACAGAGCCAGCGCUGAUGACAGUGCACAGAUGGAGUCAGGUGAACAACGACAGAUUACACAAUGGCUGAUGGGAGAUGCAGUUCUCAGAAUCCUCCUAAAAGGAGGGUUCGGAUCAAACCAUGUCAUGAUGCAGAAAAGCACAUCAGACUUAAAACCGACAAAGCGGGUCUUCGGGAGGUAUUAGUGAACUCUUACAAAGGGCGAGGCGUUUUUGCUUCAAUACCUUUCAUCAAAGGAGAUUUUGUAUUAGAAUACAGAGGGAAACUUUUUCCUCCAGACAGCCCUCCUGUCUUGGAGACCUACAGUGAGACUGAGGCAACAUAUCUAUUUGAUUUCCAGUGGAAAGGGAAGUCUUGGUGUCUUGAUGCAUCUCUGGAGGACCAGUCACUUGGGAGACUGGUGAACGAUGAGCACAAAAAUCCAAACUGCAAAGUACAGACAAUUCAAGUGGAGAACAUGCCGCACCUCUGUCUCUUUGCUAUUAGAGACAUAAUGCCAGGGGAAGAGGUUACGUACAAUUAUGGAGAUUCAGACUGGCCUUGGCGCAAACAGAUUUACAUGUCUCCUCCGACCACACCAUCAGUGGAUGACAACUUGAAUGGCAGCCAUCAGUCUGUGGUUCCUGUUGAACCAUUGUCCCCCAGUGUAAAUAAGGUAUGUGACUUUGCAACAACAAAGACAAACAGAGUUCAACUGAUUUUACACCUCUGUAUGAGGAUGUUGUCCUUUAAAACACAAACUCACACAUGCUUUCUUAAAAAUGCUAUUUCCCCCAUGUACAAAGCUAGUUCUAAUCCUUAUGUACACCUACAUCUUGGGAGGUAGACCACACCAACUCAUAAUUUAACCAAGACUCAACUCAGAUGUGAACAAAAGUCGUUAUCAGUCACAUGACAAGUUCUUCAAUGUACUUACACUCACAUAAUUAUCAACUCUUCUAGCAGCUCACCCUUUGGCCUGCUCCUGAAUCCAUGAAAUCUACAAUGUUCAAGCUGCAUGCUAAUGUGAACUGUUACCUAUUGAUCAUGGUUCAUCACUUUGUUUUGUCCCUUGGUUUACGCUGAGGUCACCACCUGAUCAGUGGAUGUAUGAGCUCACAUUGUAAUCCAAUGUGUUUCUCUUGCCCAAGUAACAAUUGUCUGUGCUGACUUGUCUCUCUGUCCUGAGUUUGGCUCAGAUAGUAUGUGUGUAGGUGUUUGUAGUGAGAAAAAUA
Molecule: messenger RNA, 1638 nt
Organism: Centropristis striata (black sea bass)
Lineage: Eukaryota; Metazoa; Chordata; Actinopteri; Perciformes; Serranidae
Product: histone-lysine N-methyltransferase set-1-like
Exons: 6
Coding region: 486-1250 (254 amino acids)
Molecular function (GO): protein binding
Source: RefSeq, a predicted model, not a curated record